Messenger RNA from Choloepus didactylus (southern two-toed sloth), 3374 nucleotides. Its product is annotated as Krueppel-like factor 3. The record is from RefSeq and is a predicted model, not a curated record. Gene Ontology annotation, molecular function: RNA polymerase II cis-regulatory region sequence-specific DNA binding; DNA-binding transcription factor activity, RNA polymerase II-specific. The coding region runs from base 229 to 1266 and encodes 345 amino acids. NCBI's taxonomy places the organism in Eukaryota, Metazoa, Chordata, Mammalia, Pilosa, Megalonychidae. Gene Ontology annotation, biological process: regulation of transcription by RNA polymerase II. The transcript has a single exon.
CAACGCAAGCGCCCGCCGAGCCGAGCCGAGCCGUACCGCGCCUGUCGCACGCGCGCCCAUCCCCGUCCCCUGCGGCCGCCGCCGCUGCUCGGACUGGAGCGCUGACAUUACUGCAUUCGCGGGACUCAAGGAAGCCCGGAGCCGGGCCUUUAUUUCUUGUCUGCUGCGCUCAGCACCGCGGUUCUCAAAGCCAAACACCAGAGCACCUUAGAAGGUUUAGCUAAAAGAAUGCUCAUGUUUGACCCAGUCCCUGUUAAGCAAGAGGCCAUGGACCCUGUCUCGGUGUCAUACCCAUCUAAUUACAUGGAGCCUAUGAAGCCCAACAAGUACGGAGUCAUUUACUCCACACCAUUGCCGGACAAGUUCUUUCAGACUUCGGAAGGCCUCUCGCACGGAAUACAGAUGGAGCCAGUGGACCUCACGGUGAACAAGCGGAGUUCGCCACAUUCGGCCGGGAGCUCCCCGUCCUCGCUGAAAUUCCCGUCAUCGCACAGGCGAGCCUCCCCCGGGCUGAGCAUGCCCUCGUCGAGCCCACCGAUGAAGAAGUACUCGCCCCCUCCACCUGGGGUGCAGCCCUUUGGCGUGCCGCUCUCCAUGCCACCAGUCAUGGCUGCCGCCCUCUCCCGGCACGGAAUACGAAGCCCAGGGAUACUGCCGGUCAUACAGCCUGUCGUGGUGCAGCCCGUCCCAUUUAUGUACACCAGCCACCUCCAGCAGCCGCUCAUGGUCUCCUUGUCGGAGGAGAUGGAGAAUUCAAACAGUAGCAUGCAAGUACCAGUAAUUGAAUCGUAUGAGAAGCCUAUAUUACAGAAAAAAAUUAAAAUAGAACCUGGGAUUGAACCACAGAGAACAGAUUAUUAUCCUGAAGAAAUGUCACCCCCUUUAAUGAACUCAGUGUCCCCCCCGCAAGCGUUGUUGCAAGAGAAUCACCCUUCAGUCAUUGUACAGCCCGGGAAGAGACCUUUACCUGUGGAAUCUCCAGACACCCAAAGGAAACGGAGGAUACACAGAUGCGAUUAUGAUGGAUGCAACAAAGUCUACACUAAAAGCUCUCACUUGAAAGCACACAGAAGAACACAUACAGGAGAAAAACCCUACAAAUGUACAUGGGAAGGAUGCACAUGGAAGUUUGCUCGGUCUGAUGAACUAACAAGACAUUUCCGAAAACAUACUGGAAUCAAACCUUUCCAGUGUCCAGACUGUGACCGCAGCUUCUCCCGAUCUGACCAUCUUGCCCUACAUAGGAAACGCCACAUGCUAGUUUGAAGGCCACCGUCUCCCACCUCAGCACAACUCCCCACUCUCCUGGCUCUCUCUCGGUCCUCCCUCCCAUUAUCUAACUCAUUUUUUACAUGUACAUUUUAAUUUUGAUUCAGCUGGUCUGAGUCUCUGAAUUUGUAUCAUUCAAAACUUCCAUAUGGUCAGUAGUAGAGUUUCUCUAAUCUUUCCUUCUCCUUACCACGGGUCAGACCUAAAGAAUGUGAACACUUUUUUUUUUUUUCCUGGGGAUGCUAAGCAAACCCUUCUUAAAAAUACGUUUAAUGUACUGAGAACAAGGGAACUUGUAAACUAACAUAAACAAUUGUCGAUUUCUCCAUGUAUUCCUCAAAAGAAGUCAAAGUAAAUGUAUUAGAAUUAUAACAGUAUCCAGCCUGCUAGUCCUUGCCAGAGACAUUCAUUCCUACGUGCCCUGUGAUCGCAUUUUGUGCUCGACAGUGAAAACAGUGGUGGACCCUUUCCAACAUGCGGUUAGUUAGAAGUGCAGCAAGACAUCAAGCUAGUUCAGUCCAGUCUUCAUUGCCCUUCGCAGAUCUUGCUUGUCAGCCUGGAUUUAUCACUUCAUCUAGAUUAAGUCCUGUAAUCUCCUUCGUGCUCGUAGCUCAUGGAGGUGUUUGCCACCAUUUGGAGACAAGUCAGAGCUGCUGAUUUAGGUGGAUGAUGUGCCUGUUCAGCAUGGAGUGGGAGCAAAGGGGCAUUGCACAGGGGAGAUGCAGAGGGGGCAAAAGGAAGCCAGCAGUUCCUCCUGGGUUAGAGUUUGUCAGUGAGGUUUCAGCAUUUGGCUAGAUAUGCAGUGCAUUCCCAGAGCCUCAGUCUUUAUGGAUACUAAGCUGCCAGAUACCAGCGGGGUUAUCCAUGCAACCAUCUCCAUUCCUGCAAUGUCCAAAUACGGAUAAUCAAGCAUUGAUUGUAGGGACUACACAAGUAUUUACCCAUUAAUGGUAAAUAUAUUUUGGGUAAGAGUAUGGGUAGUCUUUAUUUUACCCACCCUGCUUAUGCUUUUGUGCAAACAGGGAAAUGUUGAGUGGUAAUUGUAUUCCCCUAUCAAAAUGAUCAUAUAGCUUUUAUACAGAUUCUCUUCUGUGAGAACUGUAAGGUGACAAAUUGACUCUCAAUUGUGAUUAUGAUGCAUAUCAAAUAAUCAUCUGCUAAUAGAUUCAUUCAAUUUAAGAUCAAGAGACACUCUUUGUAGAUACAACUAGUUAUGAAGCACACAAACCUUUAUUCUUGGGACAAAUUUCUGAAGAAGAUAGAAAACUACAGUUCAGGGAUUCAUAUAUAUUGCUUAAAAUUCCCAAAAGUUUACUUUUGGAGCUGGCAAUCUCCUAUCACUAACAAGUAUCCUGUCAGAAGAACAAACUGAAAAUGACUCGUGUUUAUGCUGAAGAUAAAUAGUACCAUUAUUCUGGGGAAGUUUUUCAAAAGCUGGCUUUUGAGUAUCAUAUUCUAAACGCCCAUAAAAAUAAUCCAUGCAUAGAGAUGCCAUUUGUCCUAAAUUGGAAGAAAGUGGACAACAGUGGUCAAAUGUGGGUGCAUAUAACCAAAUGUGCCUUCAUCCCUUGAUAAAGGAUGGAGUUGGAGAAGAGAGAAGAAUGGAAUCCUGAAGAUGCAUCCCAGCCACAACUCAGGAUCCAACACAACCUUGGCUGGGAGGAAGGUUGUUUAAUCCUUUUUUAAAAAAAAAAAAAAAAACAGUGAUUCUGGAGGCCUGUGACUUGUGUGGGGAGCUUACUUUGAUGGCGCUAUGCUAAUAAAAGUUAGGUGUAGGGACUGUGUGUCCAGGAGAUCCAGCCACGUGAACCAACAGAAAGGAAAUGUAGUUGAGAAAUGAAAAGUAAUUUGUUAUCCUGGCACUUGGGUUUGAUUUUCUUUUUUUAAGCACUGCAAAAUUUGUUUAGAAUAUUAAUUGGGCUAUUUUUUUUCAACUAUGAUAUGAAUUGAGGGAUAAAAAUGGCUCUUGGAAAACUAGGUCUGUGUAAUCAACGCUUAGUCACAUUCAUGCCAAAGUGUUCAUUCCUUAAAAUGGUUCUACAACACUGAAGAAUCAAGUUGGAAUGCAAGGAACUUUUUUGUUUUGAUGGAGAUAACCAGUGUAU